Messenger RNA from Chlamydomonas reinhardtii, 4774 nucleotides. RefSeq lists its product as uncharacterized. The record is from RefSeq and is a predicted model, not a curated record. Bases 416 to 4519 code for a protein of 1367 amino acids. The transcript is spliced from 4 exons. Lineage: Eukaryota; Viridiplantae; Chlorophyta; Chlorophyceae; Chlamydomonadales; Chlamydomonadaceae.
GUAAGGGCGCAGCAAGAGGCAGCGCAUAGCGGCAUCGGCGGCUCUGGGCAAACGUGGCGAGCUCUUUCUUACGCAGCCUGCAGCUCACCAGCACGUGCUAGUUAACCAAGCAGGCGCAGUAGGCACAGAUAGCACAUAGGCGCUCGCGGCCAGCCGCACAACGUUGCGCCGCUGCUCCCUCGCGGCAUAGCUCGAUCGACCGCAGCGGCAGCAGAGGGCAGUGGGCUCGGCAGGGCCCGCACAGGCCACCACAGGGCGGGCGUACCUGAGGUCGAGGCAGCUCAGCAGGCGGCAGUGGUCACGAGAAGGACGCGGCGAGCCGCACCACCGCACCACCGCCCCCGGGGCCUGAGGCACUGGGCCUCAGCGCAACCAGCCGCACCUCGCGCCGGACUUGGCUGCACCACGCUACCCCAUGCAUCAGCACCAUCAGAACCAGCAGCACCCGCAGCAAGACCCAUAUAUGCUGCAGCAGCAGCAGCGGCCGCCGUCGCCCCGGCCUGGCGCCGCCGCCACCACGACUGCCGCCACCACCGCCGCCGCGGUCGCGGUGCCCCACCCGCUGUCCCACCCCGCCUACCUGCCACGCCUGUCCGUGCCGACCGCCGCCGCGCUGCUGCUGCCGCGCAGCCGCUCCCACCCCUCCCCCUCCCGCUUGACACCACAUCGCACGCCCACACCGCCGCCACAGCCUCCGCCUCCGCAUCAGGAGCUACUGCUACAGCCACGGCAGCCGCUACCGCAGGCACGGCUACAGCCGCCGCCGCGCUCGCCUGCUCGGUCGGGCCGCGCGGCCCGGUCUCCCACACCGCCGCCGCCGGCGUUGGUGCCGACGCAGCUGCUCACACCUCACUAUGAUUUCGAAUUGGGUUUGGAUUACUACGGCCAGGGGUGGCCGGAUCUGCGGCGGCAGCAGAGAGACACCUUUUACGAGGCCGGCGGCGGCGGAGGCGGCGGAGGAGGAGGUGGAUUAUGGGUGUCAAUGGGUGAGGAGGAAGCACUGCCGCCGCGGCGCGGCAGCGGCGGCGGGACUGGUGCGGGUGGAGGUGGUGGCGGCGGGGAGGCAGGCGGUGGUGGCGGCGGGGGCGGGGAGGCGGGCGGUGGUGGCAGAGGCAGCGGAGGGCGCCCAGUCGUGCUCCCGACACCUGCGCCCGCACCUGUGCCCGCGCAAAAGCAAGUGACACCAGAGAGUGGGACAGCGGCGGCCGCGGCAGGGGGUCAGGGGGCUGCAGGGUCAGGCGGCGGUGGCAAUGGCGACAGCGCAGCAGCAGCAGCAGCAGCAGCAGCAGGUGGGGGCGGAACAAGCGUGGCCGAGGAUAUGGCGGCGCAGGAGGCAGCACAUGUGGCGGGGUCUGUGCUGGCAGCGGUGGACAUGGUAGCCCACAAGCCGGGGGCAGCAGCAGUGCAGCCUCGUCGGCCACCUCCGGCGGCAGUGGGCGCACACGACGUAUUGGCACCGGAGGCGGCGGCGGCGGCGGCGGCGGGACUGACCGCGGGAAUGGCAACGGGCUGUGCUCCCGGUGCAGGACCCAGCAGCACCGGUGACGCCACUACCGGGACCCCCACUGCUGCUACAGCCCCUGUGGUGACCCCCACUGCUGCUACAGCCACUGCGAUGACCCCCACUGCUGCUACAGCCGCCACUGCACAUCCCGCCGUAGGCGGCAGUGGUGGAGAGACGGGGGCAGCGCUACAUCUACCACUGCUGCCACCGCUGCUACGGCCACCGGCGGCUCCACCCGGCGGCAGCCGCCUGCGGGCGGCGGCGGCGGAGCUGCGGGCGGCGGCGGCGGCGGCGGCGGCGGCAGGCAGCACCGCGAAGAGCACGGGUGGUGGUGGUGGUGGUGGUGGUGGUGGCGAUAGUGGGGGUGGUGGUUACGGUGGUAGUUACGGUGGUGGUUACGGGGGUGGCGGUGGUGGUGGUGGUGGGCAGCUGCAGCAUCCUAAGGCCCAGGGGAUGGCGCAGGGGCAGAUGGAGGGGCAGGGAGGGGGGCAGGGGCAGGGGCAGGGCUGCGGCACGGAGUUGGCAGCGGCGGGGGCAGCGGCGGAGGCGGCGGCGGCGGAAGCUGCACUGGCGCCAUGGGCGUCUCCCCUGUUGGGCGCGGCGCCGACCUCGGCAGUGACACUGCUGGAAGCAAUGGCACAGCCGCCGCAGCUGGUGCCGCUGGAGCCGCUGGAGCCGCCGCUGCUGGAGCCGCCGCUGGUGCCCGUACGUGAGGAAGCAAUGGCACCAGCAGCGGGAGCAGAGGGAGCAGCAGCAGCAGCUGGCGGCACGGGACCGGCGGCGGCGGUGGGCGUCGCGGCGUCUCACCUGCUACUGCCAUCGACAGACCCGCCGCCGCUGCAGCCACCGCUACUACUGCUGCUGCGGGCGCAGCGGGUGCAGAGCUGCUGCUGGGUGGUCGGGGCCGAGGACAGGGGGCAGCGGCGGGGGCAGCGGCAGCACGAGGAGCACGUGGCACAGGCGGCGGCACCGGCGGCGGCACUGGUGGCGGCGGCUACGCCGCACCCGGACGAGCCGCCUGUCACUGCCGCCGCCGCCGCCUUAGCCGCCGCCGCCGCCGCUGCUGCUGCUGCCGACCCGGGCUUGGCCACCGCCUCUGCAUUGCAGCUGCCCGCCCCGCAGGCUGCGCAGGCGGCACAGGCGGCUGGUGCUCGGGCCCGCAGGCGGCCCGCUGCUACAGCCACCGCCACCAGUGACACCGCGGCGGCUGUGGCUGCUACAGCCUCCACCUGGGUCCCUGGCCGUCCGGGCGAGGAGGAGGAGGUGCAGCAGCAGCGGCCGCGGCAGCCGGCGGCGGCGGCGGUGGUGUCGGGGGAGGAUGGGCAGGCACGGGAGCGCGGCCGGCAGCGGUCGGGUAAGCGCAGGAGGCGGGAGGGGGGCGAGCGGGAGGGGCAGCCGCACCGGCACCCGCACCCGCACCAGCACCAGCAUCGGGACGCGCAGCAGCAGCAAGCAGUAACGGCAGUUCCGGAGGCUGCGGCUGCGGCAGUAGCAGUGGCGGCUUGCCCAGCGGAGGAGGCGGAAGCGAAGGCGGCAGCGACACACGGCGCCGCGGGAAUGGGGGAGCAGGUGGCGGGACAGGUGGUGGGGCAAGAGGAGGCGCACACGCAAGAAGCGGUGCGGCGGCGGCGGCGGGAGGAGGCUGAGGCGCAUACGCAGGAUGAGGGACUCAUUCUUACGCUGGAGGCUGGCAUGGGCGGCGGCGGCGGCAGUGCAGGGGGCGGUGCAGGUGUGGGUGCAGGUGUGGGUGUGGGUGUGGGUGCAGGUGUGGGUGCAGGCGGCGGCGUCAGGCCCGCCCUGUCAGCACACUCGCUGCACCUGCAGCCACGGCCGCCAGCAGUCCCGGUCGCCAGCGCUGCUACAGCUGUAGCCGCUGCGGCUGCUACAGCCGCGGAGCACCAGGCAGCGGAGGCGGCGUGUGAGCGGCUGCGUGCAGCCCUGGCGCGUGUCAGCCCCCCUCCCUCCCGCACCCCCAGCCCCAGCCCUCGCCGGCCGACGCUCUCCCCCAUCUCCGCCCCACGCCUGUGUUCCUCGACCGCUGUAGCUGCUACUGCUGCUAGCGCGGGAGCAGGGUCAGGGGCAGGAGCAGGACUAGGAGCAGGUGUGGCGGCGGGCGAUCCCCUGCCGCUUUUCCCACACCACCCGCCGCCGCCGCCGCAAAAUAUACAGUGGCACCUGCAGCCACAUCAGCAGCUACAGCAGCAGCUACAGCCGCCGCAGCUACUGCCAACACAGCUACAGCCACCACAGCUACAGCCGACACAGCUACAGCCCGACCACGUGCUGCGGGCUGCUGCAACCCUGGGGACCCAAGUGCUGGCGGCGGCAGAUGCGGCGGCGGAGGCCAGUGCCGCUGGUGCUGCUGCUCCUGCUGCUCCUGCUGCUGCCGCCGACCGAAUGGAUGUGGAUGUGUGGGACGGGGCGUGCGCGGCGACGCAGAUGGCGGAGCUGCAGCCUGCAGGCUGCGGCGGCGGCGGCGGCGGCGGCGGCGGUACUGGCGGCGGCGGCCCGGCGGCUCCGCCACUGCAUCAGCGCCUGGCGGCGGCGUCGGGUCGGCUGGCGGCGGCCCUGGCGGCGGCGCAGCCUGCAGCGGAUGCGAGCGCGUAUCGGGCGCUUGAGCAGGAGAACCGCAGGCUGGCGGCGGCGCUGGCGGCGGAGGUGUGUGGUCGCAGCGCGGCUCUGGCGGCCCUGCACCAGGCGCAGACUGAGCUGCAACGGCGCGGGGCGGCGCUGGCGGCGGCGGCGGACGAGGGCCGGCGGCUGCGGCGGCAGCUGGCGGCGGCGGAGGGGCGUAGCGGGGCGCUGGCGGCGGCGCUGGCGGCACAGGAGCUCGUCAAGGAGGGGCUACUGAGGCUGCUGGCGGCGGGGGCGGGGCUGGGAGGUGCAGGUGGAGGAGGUGGAGGCGGCGGUAGCGGUGUGGGAGGUGCGGCCGUGCCGCAGCCGGAUGCGGGUGCGGGACCGGCGGGGCUGUGGCCGCCUGCAGGGGGCCCAGCCGCGUCGUCGUGGCGGCUGUAAGAUGAGGCAGCUUUGGCAGAGAACGGCAGCGGAAUGACACGAUGGGGCUCAGGUGCGUGCAAUCCUAUAUAAGUGUGUUAACAGGCGACAAGGAGGUUUCUUAUGGAUGUUUCUGCGCACAUGGCUUACAUAAGUGCACAGUAAUGAUGGUGGGCCGCCCCGCAGCAGGAGUUCUAGUUAGGAUAGGUAGGAAGCAAGUGCGCUCGGGCGGGCGUACUAAAUUGCACGCAGUUGCACAUAUUCGUGGCCUUGGUC